AUGAAUACGUCUAUCGAUAAGUCCGGUUUCGAAGAGCUCUCCAAAAGAGCCCAACACAGAAACUCCAAUGUGCGAGACUCUCUUCCGCCUAAUCCCAGGAACGAUCAGUACUACCAUGACGAACCCAGAUAUGACCAGCACCGCUACGGUCGUACCCAGAAUCGCAACUCCCGCCGCCCAAACCAACAGCUCUCUGCCCCGGUUCGGCGCUCUCACCCCCGCUCGAAUCGCGAAGCUGUCAAUCGACGAGUCGAGCCCACGCGACAGACUGAUAUUGGGCCCAAGAUAGCUCCUAGUGCGCUCGAAGUGUUCACUAACGCCAACCAGACGGGGGCCUCAUACUGGCUCGACCGCGCCGCCAGGAUCAAUGAAAGGACACACGUCCCCAAGGAAAGACUCAAAGAACAGAAAAGGCAAUAUGAAGCCAAGGCCCUGGUGCGCUCCGCGAAAGCCAAAGCGGAGGUGAUGCAGCUGCUGGAUCACCAAGCACGCGAGUUGAGCAAGGCCUACACUGCAUUGAUCAUUCGAAUCUUGCAGGAAUCCCAUUCAAGGAGUAUGAACGCCAUGCGAUAA
Molecule: messenger RNA, 573 nt
Organism: Morchella sextelata
Lineage: Eukaryota; Fungi; Ascomycota; Pezizomycetes; Pezizales; Morchellaceae
Exons: 3
Coding region: 1-573 (190 amino acids)
Source: RefSeq, a predicted model, not a curated record